AUGUCAACUCAAACGGAUAGCGUAUAUAAAAUACUCGUAGCUGCGAAUAACACACCCGCCUCCUACAAGGCUCUCGAAUAUGCUGUAGACCUGUGCCGAAAGCUUAAAGUCGAGUACAAGCUGCUGAUUGUGUAUUUUGUGGCUUUGAACCCGAAGCAGAGUUUACCUUACAUUGAUCAUUUGGAGAAAGCGUAUAACAUGGAAAUCCAAUCCAAUGCGGAAAAAGAUGUAGCGGAAUGUAAGAGUUAUCUAACAAAGAACUAUGCGGGCAAAGUCAACUAUGAAUUUGUUGAAGUGGAAGGUGAAGGCGAAACAGGCCCGUUGAUUGAAGAGUACAUUAAUGAAACACAUCCCGAUUUGGGCCUCUUUGUUGUGGGGACACGAAAUCUGGGCAGUCUGAAAAGAUGGGCACUCGGUUCCGUAAGUGACUACUGUCUUCAUCACUUGCAUUGUCCUGUUACUGUCGUCAAAGACUUGGAUUCGCAUGUUGAGGAUGGUUCUUGA
Messenger RNA from Spizellomyces punctatus DAOM BR117, 504 nucleotides. RefSeq lists its product as uncharacterized. NCBI's taxonomy places the organism in Eukaryota, Fungi, Chytridiomycota, Chytridiomycetes, Spizellomycetales, Spizellomycetaceae. The coding region runs from base 1 to 504 and encodes 167 amino acids. The transcript has 6 exons. The record is from RefSeq and is a predicted model, not a curated record.